Rosa rugosa (rugosa rose) is the source of this 1225-nucleotide messenger RNA. RefSeq names its product protein STRUBBELIG-RECEPTOR FAMILY 2-like. Lineage: Eukaryota; Viridiplantae; Streptophyta; Magnoliopsida; Rosales; Rosaceae. The transcript is spliced from 11 exons. The record is from RefSeq and is a predicted model, not a curated record. Gene Ontology annotation, molecular function: protein binding. The coding region runs from base 182 to 979 and encodes 265 amino acids.
AGCACACACUAUUUCAAACCCUCUGUCUCUCUCUCUCUUUCGUCUAUUGCUUUCACCAACAGGAACAAUCUCAAACCCUAGAGCUUCCCUCGUCGUAAAUUCGACCUGGCUUUCACCGAUCUCCGUUCUGCUUGGUUUCGAUUUUUUUUAUACAUUAUUUAUAUUUCCUGAUUUUCAAGAAAUGGAGAAGCUGUAUCGGUGCGUGUACUUGAUAGCGAUUUUCGUCGCGGCUGUUCUGGUGGCGUCCUCAGCCGAGAUGUUUACUGAUCCGAAUGACCUCGCAGCUCUUCAUGAUCUCUACAAGACCCUCAACCAACUGCCACAGCUGACGGGUUGGAGAUUGGAUGGUGGGGAUCCCUGUGAUGAUGAUGAAGACUGGAUAGGAGUGGCAUGCUUUGGCCCUGCUGUUGCAUAUCUGGCACUUAACGGUCUAAAUCUGACUGGCUAUAUCAGUCCUAAAAUCGGAGAUAUGUACUAUUUGCAGCUGCUGGAUAUUAGUUCCAAUACCAUUGGUGGUGAAAUUCCACAUGUCUUACCCCCCAAUGCCACUCAUAUAAAUAUGGCAGACAACUAUUUGAGCCACAAUAUUCCCCCAUGCUUACAUGGCAUGAAAAGUCUCCGACAUUUGAAUCUAAGCCACAAUUUGUUAUCUGGACCUAUUGGUAAUGUUUUUACCGGCCUACAGAAUUUAAGAGAAAUGGAUUUGUCAUAUAAUAACUUUACUGGAGAUCUUCCAAGUUCAUUUGAAUCCCUCACAAAUCUCACUGGACUGUACUUGCAGAAUAACCGAUUCACUGGAUCAGUUUCUUACCUAGCUGAACUUCCCCUAAUUGAUCUGAAUAUCGAAUGCAAUUAUUUCAGUGGUAUCAUCCCCAGACAUUUUCAGUCCAUACCAAAUUUAUGGAUCGGGGGAAAUAGUCUUUAUCUUCCAGGGCACAACUAUCUACCCCCCUCUGGAAAAGCAGGCAAGUGUCAUUGAACAGAACAUCCACCCCCCUCCAGCAACUCGGUCAAGUGCCAUGGAGAAGAGCAACCUCUGUACCAAAUUAGGUGGACACAAGAAGAGGAGGCUUGGGCCUGGAGGAAUAGGUUUUAAAUGGGGGCAAUAGGCCCAUCUAGUAUUCGCUAAUUAUGUUUUGCUUCAGGCAAGUAAAAUGUUGAAUUCAGAUAAUUUCUUACGGAGACUUUCAAUUGUUAAAGUUCAAUAUUAAAGAUUAAACAAUCA